This is a messenger RNA of Puccinia graminis f. sp. tritici CRL 75-36-700-3, 2923 nucleotides long. RefSeq lists its product as uncharacterized. The record is from RefSeq and is a predicted model, not a curated record. Lineage: Eukaryota; Fungi; Basidiomycota; Pucciniomycetes; Pucciniales; Pucciniaceae. The coding region runs from base 107 to 2662 and encodes 851 amino acids. The transcript has 4 exons.
CUGCUGAAGCCUGUUGCUGUGAACUGGCGAAGAAGCACACAAACCUUAAAAAACCUAAAAAAUAUAUAUUAUUUACUCCGCACACCACCACCACCACUCAGCCACAAUGGCCAACAAACUAUUACCCUUUCCUUCUACUUCACCACCAGCAGUAUCAGUAGUAGCAGAACAGGCACCGAGUUCAUCAGCAAUGGAAAACCAAACAUCAGAUCCGCCCCAGCGACUCAGGAUGCCAUACUACACUCCACUCAACCCUCGCCAGUUCUCCAGUUCCGCCGCCAAGAGAGAAUCCGUCAUGGCCCUAGGAUCGAUCGCACAUCUUCAGCACUACUUCGUCAGGAACGGAUUGGCUACAAAGAACAGGUCUGCUAGCCACAGGAAUAUGAUCCUUGCCGUACCCGGUCGUGACCCAAAUCAGCUGUCGGAGGAAGAUGAGGAGGUACUCCAGAACUUGCCUCCCGAACCCGCACCACCGCCGCCCAAGCCCAGCCAACCACAAUUCCCAGCGGGAAGAGCACUACCCAAUCUUACCGACCUCGAAUCGGCCCGACAGGAGGUCAUGGCCCAGUUGGAUCAAGUUUGUGAAUCUUGGGGUCUCGUCCAACUGGCCGCAACCAGAGCUCCCUCAGUAGCCUCGAACCGUUCGGGCGAUGAUGAACUCAGUCAAUCCAUCCCGCCCUCCUCACCCGGCCUGCAAAACCUACAACUGGCUCACUUCUCAUCCUUCACAGCCGAUCACCAUCACCAUAACGAAGGCUUUAUCAUCAACCUCAUCUCACUCACCACCCGUGCCGUCCGCUCCGUCCAAAAGUUCAUUCUCACCAUCCCCGAUCCUGACAUCUUCAGCCCUGCCAACAUCUCCAACCUCGGUGGCGACCUUCAACGUCGAAUGUCUCAUCUCGAACUCUCAACCGCCGCCCGUCCUCGGAUCUCCCGUUCCACCUUCCUUGGCUCAUCUCAACGUGCAUCUUCCCCCUCUCGCAAUGAACCACCCGCGCUCAUCUCUCGUCGCUCUGCCACCGGUUUCGAUCCAUUCGCACUCUUCAAAAAACGGGCCGUCUCUGGGCCGAUGAUGUCCUACGCAAACUCGCAAACUCAAACCGCUAAGGAUGAUCCAUUGGCAAUCCUAAGAAAGAUGUCCUUGGAAGUGUUGACAUGCUUGAAGGAUAUCGAGCACAAAUUCAGGAUUCCUGGUUCAGCAACACCGAUGGAUAACCAAGAGUUUUCGAUCUUUCAAUCCUCCGAUCAGCAUCAGAGAACCAGUCCCCCUCAACAACACAGCCUGGCUGAGACAAAGAUAGUAGAGCAGGACGAAGAUAAUUCAGAAGGCUCACUGAUUCUACCUAGUAUGAGCUGGGAGUACCGACAGGAUGUCAGUCUGGAAGAAGUGCGUAAAGAGGCACUGGUCGUCAAAGAGUGGCUAGAAUGUGUGGACGGGAUCCUGGAGGGAAUGAAGAUCAUCACUGGAAGUCGAAGGAAGAAGAGCCAUCUGGGUGUCAAAAAUCAGCCGACGAACAUGAAGAAGAAAUCGGGAAUCGUCAAAGAUCGAAACGUGUUCAAGAAGAUCAUCAACUCAUCCAAAUUCUCGACAAGCAAUAAUGCCGAGAUGAAAGUGCCGGAUAUCUCACUAGAUGAUGGGACGAUGACGGAGGAUGAGAGUUACUCAGAGAUGGAAGAUGAAGAGGAUAGCGAGGAGUUAUUGCCCGAUUGGGCCCGCAACGAUCGCUUCCUAAUCAAGUCUAGCAGAACCGAUGAUCAGGGUAAUCCGAUCGAUGGCCUGGAGAACGAUCCACUUGGGAGAUUGUUUAGCUGUCUAGUUAGUCAUCUGCCCCAUGAACUCCUCUCGCAUCUUGUCCCGCCUCAUGGGGAAUUUGGAUCGAGAAUCGGCUUCCUGGACUCCCUGUCAGAUGGAACAUUACUAUGUUUGGCAUACAACACAGUCCUCCGAAAGUCGCAGCGACCGUGGGGGUUCAUCCCGGUCGAGAGUAUCCACAACCUAGUGACGCUGACGGGCGGGAAGGGGAGUAGUGGAGGGGGAGGAAGUACGUCGAUGGUGAUGUCGCCGGAGAUGGGUAGUGAGCGGUCGUUAAGCAAGUCGAGCAUGGGCGCGAUCGACGAGCAGGAGUCGAUGGAUGGGGAGGACCGUCUCAGGAGCCCGGGCUCCUUCGGCGUCCAUUCCCGAUUCCCUACCCAUACCGGCUCGGAUUCAUCCUUUUCGACCCCCUUCUCUCCCUCCAUCUCCGGCGAUUCUGUCGCCUCUUCUUCUCACACCGCCACUCAAUCUAACCCUAACCAUCUCAAGGUCGGCCUCACGUUUCGGAGGAUGGAGAAUAUUAAGGUUUGGGCGGCGGCAUUGAAAUUACGAUACUUAAUCAAAGGCGAGAUCCCGCUGCCGAAGACGAAGCCAUUCGACCAAAGCACCCCGCCCAACAGCCAACCACAGGACCCAACCAGUCCCCCCAAUCCGACUAUUAUCACCGCUACCAAUACCAAUAAUAAUAGUAGUAGUAGUAGUCAUGAUUCUGGAUCUAUCGUCAAGUUUGAUCCUAAGAUGAUCGCUAAAAAGUCCGACGGUUGGGAUCUGGCGUUGGUUUAUAUGGCCUCUAAAUGGCUUGACUCGAUCAAGGCUGAGAAACGUGAAGAAGUCUUGUUUUCUAAAUGAUCUCUUGCUUUCCUCUUAUAUCUUCCUCAUAACAAUUCACAUUUCCUUCUUCUCGUCAUCCUCUCUCUCUUUUUUUUUUUCUACGCUUUUUCUAUGUUCGUUAUUUCCGUUCUCGUGACCUCGUCUUCAUUUUUUUUUAGUUAAUCUUCUAACGAGCUUUCUUCAUUUUUAUAAUCUCGCGUCUAAAUUUCUGUCGGUCUCAUGAAUUUUCUGCUUCUUCUUCUUUUUGUUCUUUCGUCCGUCUGUCCUCGUCUUUUCCCG